AUGGUUGUUGACGGAGGCCGGCCCAAGCGUCAGUUGGCCCCGAUUUUCCUCGCCGACCUUUUUCCCGGCUACAAUAACAGAGUGCCUGCUGUCGUCCUCCCUGACGUCAUCCCCCAGUUGUUUCCAUCUCGAAAUUUCUCGAUUCAACGGCGCAGCCCUGUACAGUUUCGGUUGCACACCUGCCGUUUGACAUCCAAAUUCCCCGCUCCUGGCCACGCCUCCUUUUUGGUGGAAGGUUCGAGGAGUUGUAUAAAUACCACCGCCCCUGGGACCUCUUUCGUCGACGUGGCUUUCGUUAUUUUUCCUCAUCCGUGGUUCAUUUUAUCGAAAAUAUAUCGCAUAUAUUCUUAACCUAAAAAAGAUGUUAUGACGUUUUCAAAGUAAUUUCCGCGAAAUGCAAAAUUAUCUCUGGCCCUCCUAAUUUUAGUUGUCUUUUCCUUUCUCUGACGGCUAUUUUGAAUUUCGUGGAAUCACUUUGAACACGGUAUUACGAAAAGUGAUUUUUUUAGUGCUUUGAGAAAAAGUUUUCAAAGCUAAAUUUUCUAAAUUUUCUAACUUUACGCUGGGAAUUUUUUCAUGAACAGUUGCUGACUGAAAUCAGUGACAAAAAGUAGCUUUUUUAAUAUUCUAAGAUUAUUUUUGAAGAUUUUUAAAGAUCAAAACCUACAUUUUUAUGAAUACUUCCCUAGCCUCCAAUUUUGGUGGAAGAAAUUUAUUCCCUAAAGCUCAUUUUUAAAAGAAAGUUUUACUAAUUUUAGAUUAUUUCAGUAUUUUUUUCUAGUCUCAAAAAAAUUUUUCAAUCUUUCUGUUCAUGAUUUGAAGUCAAUUUUACUUUGAACAAUUUUUUUGCUUCAGUUCCAAUUUUUUUCGCAAUUUUUUUCCAUGUUUAUUUUUUUCAUUUUAUCAAAAUAUUCCCGUUUUGAUCUGGAGUAGCUAAAUUUUUUUAUUAGUUUGAAAACAAAAGCGUGAAAUGAUUCCCAGAGUUAGAAAAGCCUUUUUUUCACUUUUCCGCUAACUAGGACUACACCAGUCCACUUAUACUUUCUCCAGGAACUCGAAAAACAAAAAAAAAUAGUAUCCGUUCCCCCUAAUCCGUUUCCACUACCUUUAACCAGCAGUCAUUCACGCACCAAAUACGACACCGGCCCAAAUCCUCAUAAUUAUGCGGCGGCGGAUUCUAAAAAUCCGGUCACUGUGCCACUCUUUCUCUUACUUGUUGAAAUGGAACGAACAACAUUUCUGAACUAGUGCCUUGUCUUUCGUUCUGUGUUAAUACUUCAUUGGUUUUAGUUAGUUUUUUUGAAGGUUCAACUUGAAAAGGGUUUUAACAGGCUGAUCUUUUAGUCAAUGUACCAAGAAGCCUGUUCUUAUCUAAAGACCAUAAUUUUACUUAUUUUUUUUUUUCUGAAAAAGGAAAUUUUUGAAUCUUCGAGGUAUGACUCGAGGGAACUCAAUUUUUUUGCUUUAAGAGGUCCUAAGUUUGCUUUUUGAAGUACCAGGGGCCUUGUUUGACGAUUAAAAAAAUAGUCCAGUCCCUCAUUUUUUUAACAGAUUUUUAAAAAAACACUAAUUUUUUUGAAUCAAAUAAUAAUGAAAUAAAGGAAAAAAAUUUGCAGAGAAUAUAUUAAAUUUUUGAAUGGCUAAGUCUCAAAAAGGCUACCAUUGUUUAAAAAAAGAUAACUUCUGAUUUUUUUAAAGCUAUAGUAGAAUAAUUUCUCAGUAUUAAGUGAUGAAGAAAAAGUUUAUGAUUUCAUAAAUCAAUUAUAAAAAAAUAAAUUGUUUCGUGCUUUUUUUGGAAAUAACCCACUUGAGACAUUCUGAGAGCAAUUGAAGAGGUCUCAUGACUUCUAGUAGUGUAACGUUUCAGUUUUCAAAUUAAUGCGAAAAAAUUUCGCAAAAUUCCAUUUCCACAUCUCUCAAAAAGCUUGCAAAAAUUUGUUUCACUUCAAACCAUUAUUUUUAACUUUUCUUUGAUUUUCUCUUAAUAGAUAAUACCUUAUAUUUUUUUUUAAAUACGUUAGAAUUGAACAAAUUUCAAAAAAUAAACUGACCUCGUAAAAAGCAGUCCGCGGAACCAAAAAUUGCCUUGUAUGGAAGACGGCAUCGUUACGUUUUCGCAUCAAUUCCUGAAGAAACAAUGAGGAAAAGAAGAAAAUUUCCCUUCUUUUUUCUGUUCUUUCAUAAAUAAAGUGCCUUGUUUUCGACGAGAAUGAGUAAGCGGAGUUUACUUUUCUGUUUCCCGAGAAGUUGGCCGAGAGAAAACAGUACCUACUUCGAGGGGAAGGUCAUAAAUCAGAGGUUGAGAGAGGUUGGAAGAGUUUUUUGUGAAAGAGAAAAAGAGUUCCGUUUCAUUUUCUGUAGUUAGAAGCCGCUCAGCAAAAUAUUAAGGCAAAUUCAUAGACAUAAUUAUUUCAAGGCUUACUUGAGCCAUCCAAAAAAGGUUCUGACAUGAUAAGAUAAUAACUUUAGCAGCUCCCAAAAAAGGAUUGAUUCCGAACUUUUUCGAAAACUUUUCCUGAAGUUGACAGUGGACUCACUAGUUUUAUGAAUAGCUUGAUGGAAGCUUCAAAAGCUGAUCCUAUUGAUCUUCAGUUAUCAUUUUGAGUUCCUUUUUCAUCUUUUUUCUGCUCCUGAUCUCAAAAAUGACCCUUCUGACGUUUCUGUCAUCUUAUCUGAUCAAAACGUCUACAGUUAACCUUACAUGGAGUAAAAAGUGAGCAUUGCAGCUGACAAAAUGAAAUUCGCGAUCCUCCUCGCUGUCGCAGUGGCUCUGGCCGCCGCUGCCCCACGCGACAAGCGUCAAGUCUCCAUCGGAACCAUCGCCAUCUCCGGCGGAGCUGGCGGCUCUACAGGCUGCGUCGUCACCGGAAACGUCCUCUUCGUCAACGGCUUCCGCGUCAGGGAACUCAACGGAGAUGAGCAGUCUGAGCUCGAGUCCUACCAAACCAACGUCGACCAGUACAAGAAUGUGAGUUUCAGAAAACUAAAGGGCUUAAAGCAUUGGUCCGAUCUGAGUAUCAAAAAGUCCGGUGAACUUAAAAAACUAGGAAUUACAAAAUUAAAAGGGGAAUUUUUUCCUAAGAAAAGGGAUCAGCCAUGAAAAUUAAGUCUGAUAGUGUAUUUUGAGAUACUUAUAAAACGUCGAUAAGAAAAAUAAAAGUGAAUAUACGAAAAAAAAGAGAAAAAAAGGGUCCAAGAAUUUUCUGAAACGGCUGGAUGACGUUUUUGAGCUGUUAUAAGAAAGACAGAGGGUGGCGCUUUCAAAAAUCUCUUAAAACAAGAACCAGAAAAAGAACGCUGAAAUGGACAACGAUGAAUGAGUUCAGCUUCUUUGCAAAACGAUAAAAUUUUAUUAUGAACACUUUUUUAUAGUGUUGCGCAUGCUGAACCCGUUGACCAUAAUGGUUGAAAGUCCAACUUCAAACAGUAAAAACCCAGUUUCCGAAGUUCUGGUCUUCCCAAUACCGUAAAAAAAAAGUUUUUUUUUGUUUUUGAGCAUAUCCGAAAACUAUAACUUGUCUUCUUUCUCUCAAAUUAUCCUCAGAACUUGGUGAUUAGGUUCAAAAAUGGGCGUCCAGCCUUGAAACCAGAAGCUCUAAUUCAUGAAAAAAAAGGCGGUCCAGGAGAAAUAAAAGAUUUUCUAAUGGUUUUUCCGAACUCUUGUCAAGUUCACCUCUGACUAUUGCAGCAACUCCGCGACUACAUCGAGCAGCAGAGACAGCAGCAGCAGAACGAGUUCAACUCGCGCCAUCAGGGCCGCCGGACCAGCCAAUCCGGCGACAGCAACGCCGUCAACGGACCUUCGUCCUCGGCCAACACUGGCCUGACCCGUCCUACGGCCCCCGCCAAGCCCUCCUUCUGCUCCGCCGACGCCACCACUCAGUACUACUUCGAUGGAUGCAUGGUUCAGGUGGGACCUUUUCAGAUUACAGAAAAUUUUUUUUCUUUUCUGAGGGUAAAAAAUGGCCUAGCUUCUUAGUGGAGAAGAGCUAAAAAUGAGGAGUUGAUGAAAAUAGGUAAAUCUUUAGGGCGCCCUUUUUCUGUAGAGGUUCCAUAUUGGGUUCUAGUGGAGUCUGAUUAACAGAGAAUGUGAAUUUCAUUGUAGUUUUCCUGAAUCACGACUUAAUUUUACACUAUCCUUUAUACUCGUUAAAAAAAUACACUUAAAAAAAUCAAAAAAAUCGCAUCGUUUCUUUUUUUCUAGGUAAAUAGGAAAAAAAAUUGAAUUGCCACUAAAAAGCCAUUUUUUUCGAGCUACUAGGGUUGAAAAAUGAACGUGGAGUUUUUUUAUUUAGACAUUUUUUUCAAACUUCAAAAAGUUUCAGAAAGUAAUAAAAUUUCUAUUCACUGAAAACUUGAAAAAACGGAGUCAAGAAAAGCAUUAACCUGAUUUUGCAAGGAAGUUUGUUGCGCGAGAGUUGGAAGGGAAAAACCAAGGAUUGAAGAAAAAAAAACCAAAAAAAAGACACUUGAAAGAGAAUUCUCACCUUUUCUUCUCUCCCAUCUUUUCCUAAAAGCUUCUCUGCACUUUCUCGGGUCUAUAAAAUCAAAAAAAACCUCUCAAAAGGUUUCCGAUCCUUGUGUGGCAAUAAAUCUAUCUUUUUUGCUUGACCAAAACUGGACUUUUCUAUCGGAUCGGAAGUUGGGAUCCAUGAAAGAUUAUACGCGAUUCAACAAUAGCGUGACCUUUUUUGGAUUGUUGAAAGAGGAAAAAACCUUCUUUUCACUGUUGACUGCGUUUUUGAAAAGGAAACACAAGGUUGGAUUUUUCCAGGACAACAAGGUCUACGUUGGCCGCGAGUACGCCCGCGACUUGACCGCCGAUGAGCAGGAGCAGCUCAAGAAGUUCGACGAGCAACAGACGGCCUACCAGAACGCCGUCCAGCAAAAUGUCCAGAGUGUGAGUGAAUCAACGACUAUUAAGUGAAAGAUAGCCCAAAAACCUGAUAUUCAGUAGGAAAAACAGCAGAAAAAGAUAGUUUUUGAAGUUUCAAUUUACAGCAGAUGAAGGGACUCUUCGGCACGGACUUCUUUUCCGCUCUCUUCGGUGGAGAUGACCGUCGUGCCCAGCAGCAACAGCAGCAACAACAGCAGCAGCAAGUCGCUCAGUCGACGCCUUCCACCGUCUCCACCACUCUUCCCCCGAAACCAGAUGUCCCCAACUUCUGCACGGCCAUCUUCUAA
This is a messenger RNA of Caenorhabditis auriculariae, 5184 nucleotides long. NCBI's taxonomy places the organism in Eukaryota, Metazoa, Nematoda, Chromadorea, Rhabditida, Rhabditidae. The record is from the annotation of a GenBank genome assembly.